Ostertagia ostertagi is the source of this 318-nucleotide messenger RNA. The record is from the annotation of a GenBank genome assembly. Lineage: Eukaryota; Metazoa; Nematoda; Chromadorea; Rhabditida; Trichostrongylidae.
AUGGCCCGCAUCACGAAUACAAAGCUAGGCUCUGAUGGCGCUGUACGCGAAGUGGAACUUAUAACUUCUACGCGCCGUAAAAUUCGUCGCCCAGUAAACCUAGUGGUACCACUUGAAGUAACAUCCAACGAGGACAUUUCUAGUAAUGCACAUCCCAGAGCAACUGCUGAAGCAUCGCGUCAGGAACUUCGUGAAACAGCAGCGGAUUCUAUAGAGCCUAGAUAUAACUUGCGUCCUCGUCGCACCAUCAACACGGCCAGACAUGAAAAGAAUACGGUCUCGGUUCCUAGACCAAAUAGCCUGGAUCGCAUACACUGA